Messenger RNA from Lathyrus oleraceus (garden pea), 696 nucleotides. RefSeq names its product early nodulin-16. Bases 1 to 696 code for a protein of 231 amino acids. Gene Ontology annotation, cellular component: plasma membrane. Gene Ontology annotation, molecular function: electron transfer activity. The transcript is spliced from 3 exons. The record is from RefSeq and is a predicted model, not a curated record. NCBI's taxonomy places the organism in Eukaryota, Viridiplantae, Streptophyta, Magnoliopsida, Fabales, Fabaceae.
AUGGAGAAAAUGGAAGACUUUUGUUUUGGAGAAAAAGAGUUUUCACAGAGCGCAGGAGAUGAGUUCAUCAAUAUGGCUUCUUCUUCACUAAUAUUUCUGACGAUAACUUUCUCAGUGUGGCUUCUGAUUUCCUCCUCAGAAUCCACAGAGCAUUUUGUUGGAGACAGUGAAAAACUAUGGAAGGUUCCUCUUCCAUCGGAAGAAGCACUGGUCAACUGGGCUUCCGGCCACCACUUCAUAAUCGGCGAUACUAUUGUAUUUAAGUACAAUAAAAGAUAUGAAGCGGUGCAUGAAGUGAACGAGCGUGACUAUAGAAGGUGCGUUACAAAGGGAUCUCGUCACAAGGAGUUCCACGGCGGCAAUACGAGGGUGGUGCUGGAUACGUUAGGAGCACGGUAUUUCGUAAGUGGACGAAGAAGUCAUUGUUUGCGUGGCUUAAAGGUUGCAAUAGUUGUCAUGCCUCCGUCUCCACCUCCGUCACUAACAAUAUCGCCACCGUCACUGACUCUUCCUCUGGCUCUCCCUGCGUCACUGUUACAGUCAACGUCACCUUCACCUUCACCUUCACCUUCACCGUCACCUUCAGAGUCACCUUCACCGUCGCCAAAUUCAUCCGGUAGGAAAGGUGGUGCUAACGGUAGUGGAAUCAUCGUUUGGUUUGGGGUUUCAUUGGCUAUGCUGAUUAUAUUCACGUAA